Molecule: messenger RNA, 4043 nt
Organism: Colletotrichum godetiae
Lineage: Eukaryota; Fungi; Ascomycota; Sordariomycetes; Glomerellales; Glomerellaceae
Exons: 4
Coding region: 323-3913 (1196 amino acids)
Molecular function (GO): DNA binding
Source: RefSeq, a predicted model, not a curated record
GAGACGAACGGGGCCUUGUCGAAAGACACCGCCAACGACAUCUUUUCUCUUAUUUUUCCCUCUCACACAUACCAGAGGCUCUCACUCCGUUUCUCUGACGAUGUAUCAGACGCCACUUCGAAUUUUACAGACUUUGUGGCUUUCACGGCCUUCCUAACCUGUUUCUCAUUUGAUAUGCCUUUUAUGAAGUUUUAAAUUGUAAGGAAAAAUACGACCGGCGCCGUGUUUCUUUAUGUGCCUACAUGAGCACAUGUAGAUACGAUUUAGAUACCUGCCUAUCGGCUCCUUUCUUAAGCAAGAUUUGCUUCGGAAGCUGGUGAAUAUGGGCGAUCACCAGCCCUACGUGACCAUUCGGUCUCGGCGACCUCAUGACGGGAACAGCGUGAGCAGCGCAGACUCGACUGUAGGUGCCAGGAUCUCGUCGAUCCAGUCGCGCAGAGUACGUGUAGACUCACAGACCGGCCAUGACCAGUACGGUUCCAGCUCCGGCGAUACGCCUCGGCCCGCCACACACGAUAUCAGCCGCGUGAGCUAUCACGUCAAGCACCUCGAUGCCUUUGCUCAGACCUUGGAGAAUUCUGCAAACCGAGCGUUCCCGAAUCGCAGGAAAUCAUCACAGCGAUAUUCAAAGGUUCAAGCCCUGCUCCUCCACUGGGGCUGUGACGACCUCUUUGUGUUGCCUGAGCUGGAGGACCUGGAACGGUGCCUCCGCGAGGACUAUGCUUUUGACACAGAGAUCUUUCCUAUACCAUCUGAAAACUCACAUCUAGAGCUCAUGAUGCAGAUCGGCAAGCUGAUCAAAGACCACGAGGCUCAAGACACGCUCUUUCUAGUCUACUACGGCGGCCAUGCCAGGAUAGAUGAGUCUCGCCAGAGCACUUGGUGCGCCACUCGACAUCCCGACUCACCAUGGCUACAGUGGUCCGCAAUCCAGACCCUGCUAGAGCGUUCUGCCUCCGACGUUCUCAUCCUCCUCGACUGCUGCGCGGGAGCGGCAAGCGCAACGUUCCCCAACGGCAACAGCAUCACCGAGACCAUAUCCGCCUCGAGCUGGGACGCCAUUGCUCCAGACCCGGGUCGCUACUCUUUUACAAACGCUCUCAUCGAGGUGAUGCAGGAGUGGAGGCUCCGCACCUUUUCCGCGGCCAUGCUACACGCCGAGGUCCUCGCCCGCCUGAAGCACCCGCGACCCGUCACCAUCAAUGGAAAGGUCUUUGAGGCCAGGUCGACGCCGGUCCACUUCAUGAUGACGUCGAACCACAAGGCGCCGAGCAUCGAGUUGUCCCGGGUCGUGCCGCCUGAGCAGCGGCCACCGUCGCCGCUGUUGGAUACCGCGAUGACCGCAGAAGACAACGGAUCGCCUGAAGGGGUUACGGGCGGGCGAGGGCCUGGCGCUCCAAUAUCGGGAGAGCCGAACGAGGAUACGCCGCAUGUCAUGAUCUCACUGGCACUCGAAGACAACCAGCAAUUAGACUUGAGCGCUUGGGAGCAGUGGUUGUCCAACUUCCCUGCCCUGGCAAAAUACGUCAAAGUUCAGGGUGUUUUCAAGAGUCAUUCCACAUUGCUCCUCCUGUCUAUGCCAGUCAUGGUAUGGGAUCUUCUGCCCGACGACCAUGCGACCUCGUUCAUAGCCUUCAUUCGGUCCAAUAACCUGGUGGCUGAGAGGAUUCAUGAUAAAGACGAGGAGGCGGAGGUGAGUAAUACGGUAAGUAGAGGCGCUCGUGUAGUGCAAGACAACACACAACCGGACUCUGCGUCAAUGGGCACCUUUUUCUCGGAUGUCACCUAUACGAAUGCUCCAACGGAAAGAAGCGUCAUGGAGGCGCAAUUGAGAGGCAGUGGAGCAAAUGUGAGAAUGAAUGAAGAGAGACCGAUUAGUAUCCAGGAGUCAGACAUGGGAUCGACAUCAUCAUCGCCAGUCGUCAGACCAACGCGUUCGCUUCCGUCUCCCAACCCAACAGCUUCAAUCGAAGCCUUACAACGGCACCACACCUCAUCUUCUCAAGUAUCAUCAGAGGGGCCACCAAUAUCCAGAUCAAUGAUUCCGAACCAGCAGAGAAGCGCGCGGAGGACCAUGUUGCAUGAUAUUCCAGAGCCGCCCAAGUUCUCGCAACAUGUCGAGAUCUUGCUCCAACAAUAUUACCGGCAAGAGCCGCUACCCAACGACGAUCAAAAGAAUUUUGUUGCCUCGAAUUUGGGCAUAGAGUUGUGGCACGUCGAGGCCUGGUUUCAUCACCGGCGGGAACGAGAUAUCGUCUCGCAGCAAUUCCAAACCCUUAGAAUGGGCGGUGACCCGGCACCAGGGGCACCCAAAGGAGCCCAGAUGAUACUGCCGCAUCACCUUCAAAGAAUCAUCGAGGUCCUAUCGUCUAGCAGGAUUCUGAUGAUUGACCUUCGUCCACCAGCCGACUUUGAGAAAUCUCACAUCAAGGGGGCAAUCAACCUCCGCGCCCCCCUAAGCUUUAUCAGAGAAGCCUCGUUCGAAAUGAUUGAGCGAGCUUUCCCACACCAAAGCAGCAGACAGGUCUUUGGCGAGUGGCAAUCCGCCACAUGCUUGGUCAUCUACGACCGCGUCAUAGACGCCUCGCGGGAAUGCCCCCUCGCCGACGUCCUCUACGACAAGUUCAGAACAUGGGGCUGGCCAGGCCGAUGUUUCGUCCUCAAAGGCCACUACAGGGAGUUUAGCGUCUCAUACAAGACAUCCAUCACUGGAUCCAAGGUGUCGAGCGAGGCAGGGCAUCAGCAGCAGCAGCAGCAGCAGCAAAACCCGGAUCCCCUCCGCCAAGAGACAUCGACGGCCGCACCGUCAGAGACUGAUGACGCGGCGGCGAGAAGGAGUGCACAGUACCAGGAACUGCUGACUCAAAUCGACAACGAGGGCAUAGUGGUCAACACCAGCAGCAACAGCAUCAGCGGUAACUACUACUACGCCUCGUCGUCGAGGCCCGAUCCCAACCACGACGACCACGACCCGUCGGCCACUAGCUCGGGCCGCGGCGCGCGAGCCACGACGAGCCAGCAUGAACGAGACCUCGAAGCCGAGUUCCGGCGUCGCGUCCCGGACCUCUACCGCAAAGCCCUGGAAGUCCAUGACAGCAGCGGCAGUGGCGGGGGCCGGGCUGCCGAGACGCCGUGCGACGCCUCCGCUUCUGGCCCCGCCCCUGGCGCUGCUGAGUACACUGGUGCUGGCGGUGGUGAUGGGACAGGAAUAGCAGCAGAAACGGUGACGGGUACAGCAACAGCAUUGCAAUCAUCAGAGGAAGCAGCGACAGGAACAGAGACGAGUUGGGACGGCUCUACCUUGCGACGACGACGAGUAGUGGACGCCGGUGGUGACAGAGGUGGAGGUGGCAACAACGACAACGACAACGACGAGGAUGAGGACGGGAACAGCAGUACCGCAACCUGUGGGUUCGACACAAAGGCGCCGCUGGUCGAGUAUCUCGACAGAGGCCUCUCCCACAUCCGGCAGGGGAAACCUGUCACGUCCGCCGCGACUGACAGCUGGCGGCCCAUCGACAAGGCCCCGUCCACUUCGUCGUCGUCGCUGUCAUUGACAAACACCACCAACACCGCGAUUGGUGGGAUGUCGAAACUUGCCGCGGAGGGCUGUCACGCCCACUUUGACUCAGGGGCCGCCAGACUCGCCACGCCGCUGGGGGUUUCUUCAGAUGAUUCUUAUGUGAAGAUCAGCAGGGGAGAUGUGCAGUACGCGGGCGAUCUCCCUGCUGCUGGUGUUGGUGCUCCCCCGAACCCGGGCCAUCAACAGCAGACGCACCAUCAUCACCACGGCGGCCUCGUCGGAGGAAAAGACGGGACGACGAGGGAUGCCCACGUCGUUGGUCCGUCCGGGGAUGAAACGCCCAAAAGAGGCCGGGGCGGUUUCCUGAAUAAGGUUCUGCGAAGGGCAUAAACGUUGAAAGCGUGCUUAUCCCUUGUUGUCUACUACGUACAACGGGUGUAUGGUUUUCUUCCAGAGUUGGGAGCGAACUUCUUUUUCCGAACAUGGGGCUGGCUUGAAGGAUUGUGACCAGAAAGGGGGG